Messenger RNA from Aspergillus piperis CBS 112811, 292 nucleotides. RefSeq lists its product as uncharacterized. The record is from RefSeq and is a predicted model, not a curated record. NCBI's taxonomy places the organism in Eukaryota, Fungi, Ascomycota, Eurotiomycetes, Eurotiales, Aspergillaceae. The transcript has a single exon. The annotation marks the transcript as partial.
GCAUGCGAUACUCCGCGGCCAUCGUUGCUAACCUUGCAGGUGUAUGUAACAGUCAUACCUCCAUGUUAUCGGUCCUUGUACAGGCUAUUCAGGCAACAGAGAUCUCGUUCGCCCUUACAUCGUUGAAGGACUGCGGUGCCAGCGUUUCAUUGCAUUACACCAUCUGCUACAACUUUGAGAUUACACAGGCCUUGCGUGGUUUACAAGAGAAUGUCAAGUCUUGAGAUAAGGAUAUCAUGCGAUGGUGUAUCUAUCAGUGAGCCGUCAUCGAAUCUCGCAGUCAGCCAUCCGG